GAAGUUAGGGUUUGGUGGCUCCAUAUUUAUAUAACGAAAACCCUACUUUGUUCUUCUUCGUCGUAGCACCGAGACAGAGAGGGAGAGAGAGAGAGCGUGUGUGCCUUCUCUGGUUGUGAAAAUGGUUACUUUCAGGUUCCACCAGUACCAGGUCGUUGGGAGGGCUCUCCCCACGGAGUCAGAUCAGCACCCCAAGAUCUACCGCAUGAAGCUAUGGGCCACCAACGAGGUUCGCGCCAAGUCCAAGUUCUGGUAUUUUCUGAGGAAACUGAAGAAGGUUAAGAAGAGCAAUGGUCAGGUCCUUGCUAUCAACGAGAUUUUUGAGAAGAACCCAACCAAGAUUAAGAACUAUGGCAUAUGGUUGCGGUAUCAGAGUAGGACUGGCUACCACAAUAUGUACAAGGAGUACCGUGACACCACUUUAAAUGGUGCAGUUGAGGCGAUGUACAACGAGAUGGCUUCUCGUCACAGGGUCAGGUCCCCUUGCAUCCAGAUUAUCAAGACUGCAACUAUCCCAGCUAAGCUUUGCAAGAGGGAGAGCACCAAACAGUUUCACAAUUCUAAGAUCAAGUUCCCAUUGGUUUUCAAGAAAAUUAGGCCACCUUCCAGGAAGCUGAAGACCACAUACAAGGCUAAAAAGCCUAACAUGUUUAUGUAAUGUGGUUGUUGAAUGAGUUAAAAUAUGUAAGGGUGUUUUUUACUGCCAGAUUUUGUUUUGAGUUAUUUUAGACUAUCGCUAUUGGGUUAAUCUUUUUAAGUUUCUGUUGGAUAUUUAUCUUGAUCAUUUUGAUAAUGGAGUAGAAUGGAACAAAUUUAUAUGGCUGUCAA
Cajanus cajan (pigeon pea) is the source of this 828-nucleotide messenger RNA. Its product is annotated as large ribosomal subunit protein eL20. Gene Ontology annotation, biological process: translation. The record is from RefSeq and is a predicted model, not a curated record. Gene Ontology annotation, cellular component: ribosome. Lineage: Eukaryota; Viridiplantae; Streptophyta; Magnoliopsida; Fabales; Fabaceae. Gene Ontology annotation, molecular function: structural constituent of ribosome.